Dermochelys coriacea (leatherback sea turtle) is the source of this 3364-nucleotide messenger RNA. RefSeq names its product SERTA domain containing 1 (gene SERTAD1). Gene Ontology annotation, molecular function: transcription regulator activity. The transcript has 3 exons. Gene Ontology annotation, cellular component: nucleus. The record is from RefSeq and is a predicted model, not a curated record. Lineage: Eukaryota; Metazoa; Chordata; Testudines; Dermochelyidae. Bases 886 to 1740 code for a protein of 284 amino acids.
UCAGGUAUGAAUGGUAGGGUGGGAUUCUCUGCUCAAUAUUCUGCAGGAGAUCAGACUUGGGCGGACAAAACAAGUGACCUAGUAAUGAAAGGCUCCAUAUCCCAGUGUAACUCCUGGUGCUAUCCACCCCUUCGCAGGUCCUGGACUAACAGUGUCCUUUAAAUAAAUAGCUGCCCUAUGAUUUCCGGACACAGAGCAGAGAUCAAGAGGCAAGGAGGAAAUUCUGCUAUCUCCUUACUAUCCAAUUCUAGGGUGACCAGAUGAAACAGACAAAAUAUCGGGACACAUGGGGGAAGCGAAAAAACCCCAAACUGCCGGAAUGGCCAAAGCCGCAAUAUCGGGACAAAUGGCGUCCUGACCCAUCGGUUAGGACGUGGGACAAAGAACUAAAAAUCAGGACAGUCCCGAUUUUAUCAGGAUGUCUGGUCACCCUAUCCAAUUCCCAUGUAGGAAGUCAGGCAAUAAGCAAAUCGGUAGGUCUCCCAUCCUCACAUUUGCUUUCCUUUUGCACACAAACUGUAGUAGAGCUGGCCCCAGGCAGGGCUUGUCCCUGAGUGAAAAACAGCCUCUCGGUAAAGACGAGGGAAGAAAUUGCCCUAUUUGUGGGACUUUUUUCAAAAUCUCAUCUGUGGUUUGUUUUCAGAUUUUGCCCAUCUAGAAGCUGGUAGGAAAUGGCUGUCUCCUAAGAACCGGUCUUUGCCUUUGCCCAGCCGCGCUGCUGGUUUGCUAGCAUCUGGAAGCUAUCACUGGGCAGAGUGAUAAGUUCUUCUGCUGCAGCUGGCCAGUGCAAACACAAUAACUGCACGUUCAGGGUGCACCUGGGAACAGCCUGUCUGGGGCCAGAACGUUCAGGCAGAAGUAGCUCCCACUCAGCUAAAGUAAAGAAUGACUUGUGUGCCAGCCCUGCCACACCUCUGCGCCUGGGCUGCCAGUGCCCUUGGCACGGGAUCCAGUAGCAGGCACAUCACUGUUAAUGUUAGACCAGCAGCUCGACUCAUGCUGGCCAAAGGUGUGAAGCGCACGCGGGGGGAGAUGGAGGGCGGCGAGCUGGAGCCCCGAGACCCCAGUGCCGCCCCGGCCAGAUCCUUGUUCAACAUCUCCAUGCUGAAGCUGCACCAGAGUCUGCGGCUUGUGGAACCCAACUUGCGGCACUUGGUGCUGGUGGCCAACACCUUGCGCCGGAUGCAGGACCACAUGCAGCAGGAGGCCAGGGGGCCGGUGGCCCCAGACAGCCCCAAGGCCCCAUCCGGGGUGGAUUCUCCUGCCCCUGCCUCAGACUCUAGGGACAGUGGCCUGGAGCCCUGCCAGCAGCCACCCUCCGACAACCAGGGGGACGAUCUCCUCCUCUCCACCAGGGAUGCCUCCAUCUCCGCCAUCCUGGAGGACCUGGGUCAGGUGGAGGUCCUGAGCCCUGCCCGGCCUGAAGAGGAGCAACUGCUGGCCGGCGAGUCUGGAGCCAAGCAGGAGCUGGCUCGGACCUCAGCCCCUUGCUUGGGCCCCUUGGAGCUGCUCAGCUCAGCUGGCUCCCUGCUAGAGGACGGCCUGGAGGACAUCUUUGAGGACAUCGACACCUCCAUGUACGACUGCGACCUGUGGUCGCCCACCAGCCUCUCCGGCUUCAAGGCUUUCUCUGGCGCCGAGGACUCAGACAGCAAGGUGCUGGCCGGCGCCGAGGACCGGCUGGACAUGAGCGACCUGGACUACCUGAUGGACGUGCUCGUGGGGGGACACGCCUUCUGAGGGCGGGGGUGGGGGGCAGAGGGAGGCUGAUAGUAUUAAAUACCCCUGGUCUAAUUUAUCAGGGGCCCGAUCCUCAGCUGGGGUAAAUCCGGCACUGUCAGUGGAGCUGGCUGAUCCCUGCUGCAGACCUGGCCCCGUGUUUCUCGACCUGAAUUCUCAGCCAGGCUUUGGCCCCUCUGCCCUGCCCUGGGGUCGCGUCAGCCCCCUGAGGGUUCCCGUGCGUAAGGGUCUCCCUGGUCAGUGCAGAGCUGGUGUAAUGGCCCUGCUCCCAGCCCCUGAUGUAGGGGGUGGAUCAGGGGCAUGGCUGGAGCACACUGUGCUGUGGCUGUUCUCUGCCCCCUGGGGCCCAUAGGGGGAGAAGCAUCAGUUAGAGCAGCCCUGAGGUUGCUCUAACUGAUGCCAGGGCUCAGAAUACAGGAAGCGCAAAGGGGCCUUAAAGCCACUGUAACCCCUGGUCCAAGAGCAAGAGCCAAGAAUGGCAACACGUUCAGUAAGCCCCUCCCCAGUGCACUGCCCCCCCCGGUCUCACCCCCAGGCCUCCCCCAUCCUAGCAAGAUGAGCCGUGGCUGGGGGGAAGGUAAGAGGCCAUUUCCUGGCCCUUGGUGGGUCCCAGGUUGGGCUCUGAACAGUCUGGAAAUAACUUAUUGUCUGAGCGACGGGGAAAAUGUCGGAAACUCCCGAAAAGCCUCUGUGAACUGCUUUGAAAGGAAAAUAACACCCCUGGCUCUGCACCCCGCUUCCACUGUCUCCUUGUACCCGCAAGCCAUUCCUGCUGCGCCAGCCUCAAGUCCUGGGUGGCUGCAUCUCAUCUGCCCCUCUUUCCUUCGGGCUGUUCCCUGUGUCACUUACCCUUGGGCCAGAUCCCCACUCCAUUGAUCUGCAUUACUUCCCACCAAGAAUGAUCCCACAGAGCCCCCCCACUCGCCUCCGGCCCAGAGUCCAGCCCGCACCUGUGCACCCACUCGCCCAUGUGAAGUUGCCUCUGGUCCCAGGGGAACCGGUGCAGCUGCUGGGUGGGGUCCCAGCCACACCGUGUCCAGGUGUGUGGGGGGGAGGUUAGACAGCUGGGACCAGUCCCAACUGAGACAGAGAUAAAGAGCCCUGUUUGAGCCCAUCAGAAGUUGACUGUAACAGCGGGACGCCUGGGUUCUAUCCCAGCUCUGGGAGGGGAGCAGAGUCUAGUGGUUAGAGCAGGGGGUUUGGGAGCCAGGAUGCCUGGGUUCUCUUCCUGUCUCAGCCCCUGACUCACUGUGUAACUGUCAGCAGUCACAUCCCCUUCUGGGACCAGUGGCCAACGACUGUCCCCUUCCAGGGUGCUGGGACAUCCCCACUCUGAUCAUGCUCCCGCCAGGUGCUUUGAACCCAGGCGUCCUGCCUCCCACCCCUGCUGGCUGCACAGCCCUUCAGGGGCCUCAGAGGGAGGCGCUAGCUAAGAGCAGGGGGGUCUUGUCAGCACUACCAGGACCUCUUCCCCCGCAUGGGAAAUCAGCCAUCUUGUAGCAGCUGCUUCAGCCGGGCUCUGGAUGCAGCCCCUGGCGCUGGGCUGGGGUCAGCAGGCGCCCACGGCCCUGGGUCUGCACCGUGGAGUUCCUGGGCCUGGAGCUGCUGUCCCGGGGCCCAGCAC